CUCACCUCACAACAACAACUACUCCAAUAAUUGCCUUUGCAUUAUUGAUUUUGCAAUAAAUGGCAUUUUGCCGGAGCUCUCUUCUACUGCGCAAGGCACUCGGCGGCAGCAGCCGUCGCGUGGCCGCUGCCGCCUUGUGCUCUUCGUACGGAGGCUCCGAGGGGCGGAGAUGGUACUCGGGGGAGCCGACGACGGCGGCCGGGUACCACGUGAACACGGUCCCGUCGUACAUGACGGGAUCGGUGUUUUGGGAGAAGGAUAAGCCCAUUACUUAUGAGGAUUUUGAGAUGCCACGGCCUAAGGCUAAUGAGGUUCUCAUCAAAACUAAGGCUUGCGGGGCGUGCCACUCCGAUCUGCACGUGAUCAGAGGCGACCUUAAAUUUCCGUGUCCUUGCAUCCUAGGCCAUGAGAUAACCGGCGAGGUUGUUCAACACGGUCCCCACACUGAUUCCAAUGUCAUCCAAAGAUACCCGGUCGGGUCAAAAGUGAUCGGGGCUUUCAUAAUGCCCUGCGGCACCUGCUUCUACUGCUCGAGGGGAGAGGACGACUUAUGCGAGCCCUUCUUCGCUUACAACCGAGCCAAAGGCACACUCUAUGACGGCGAAACACGCCUAUUUCUCCGAGACUCCAAGAAACCGGUGUACAUGUUCAGCAUGGGAGGCCUUGCAGAGUACUGCGUGAUGCCAGCAAACGGCCUAACUCCCCUGCCAGACACACUCCCUUACGCCGAAUCCUCUGUCUUAGGCUGUGCCGUUUUCACCGCCUAUGGCGCAGUUGCUCAUGCCGCUGAGGUCAAACCCGGCAACUCCAUCGCCGUCAUAGGAAUAGGCGGCGUCGGCUCAAGUGUUCUGCAGAUAUCAAAGGCGUUUGGCGCGACCGAGAUCAUCGCAGUGGACGUGCAAGAGGAGAAGCUGAGCACAGCCAAGACAUUCGGAGCGACACACGCCAUCAACGCGCGAAAGGAGGAUGCGAUUGCGAAGAUCAAGGAGCUGACGGACGGGAGGGGAGUGGACAUAGCGGUGGACGCGUUGGGAGGACCGAAGACGUUUCAGCAGUGCAUACAGAGUGUGAGAGGCGGCGGGAAGGCUGUGAUGAUCGGGCUGUCGCCCGGUGGGGGGUUGGGGGAGGUGGACAUCAUCCAGCUGGUUCGGAGGAAGGUGAAGGUGAUCGGGUCGUAUGGAGGGCGGGCGAAGACGGAUCUGCCGAGGCUGGUGGAGCUGGCGGAGCAGGGGGUUUUCAAUCUGGAGUCUGCUGUUACGAGGAAGUAUAAGUUUGAGGAGGCGGCCAAGGCUUUUCAGGAUCUUGAUAAGAAGACUAUCAUUGGCCGUGGCAUCAUCGAGCUCAUGUAAUUCAUUUUCACCAUAAAUAAUGAGCAUUUCCUUUGUUUUUUUUCCACAUUCAAUAAAUUGUUUUGAAGCUCUAUGGACAAUCAUUUCAAUUUUCAA
Messenger RNA from Salvia hispanica, 1445 nucleotides. RefSeq lists its product as uncharacterized. The record is from RefSeq and is a predicted model, not a curated record. Lineage: Eukaryota; Viridiplantae; Streptophyta; Magnoliopsida; Lamiales; Lamiaceae. Gene Ontology annotation, molecular function: oxidoreductase activity.